AUGGCACAGAGUUUCAGUGUUGGAAUCAACAGAAACCUGGAUCUGAACCUGAACCUGAACCUGAAACUGGACCUGGAUCUGAACCUGAACCUGAAUCUGAACCUGGACCUGGAUCUGAACCUGGAUCUGGAUGCAGCAGUGUUUCCCCCAGGACUGACGAGUCAACAAGUCAUAUUCAAGAGACCAAAGACUUGGAUUUAUCUGUGCUUUUCCAGACGCUUAAAGUUUCAACAGAAACCUGGACCAGGACUGGCCCCAGGACCUGAACCUGAACCUGGAAUAAGACCUGAACCUGAACCUGGAUCUGAAUCUGGAUCUGGAUCCAGCAGUGUUUCCCCCAGGAGUGACGAGUCAACAAGUCAUAUUCCAGACUCCAAGGACAUCAAUCCAGGAGUGGAACAACUGGACCAGCAGAGCUCAGAGACUCCCAGUGGUCCGUCUGUCCAGCAGCAUCAAACACAGCUGGACUCCAUCUUUCUGCUGCUGGAGGACAACAUUGUCACUUUUGUCAAGAAGGAGCUGAAGAAAAUGAAGAAGCUUCUGAGUCACAUGGAGGAUGAAGAGGAGCGGGAGGAUGAAGAUGAAGAGCAGAGGAGCAGCAGAGAGUCACUGAUGAAGAUCACAGUGAACUUCCUGAGGAGAAUGAAGCAGGAGGAUCUGGCUGAUGGACUGCAGAGCAGAUCUGCUGCAGUUUGUCGACAUGAAGUCCAAUCUGGUCUGAAGAAGAAGUUCCAGUGUGUGUUUGAGGGGAUGGCUAAAGCAGGAAGCCCAACCCUUCUGAAUGAGAUCUACACAGAGCUCUUCAUCACAGAGGGAGGAAGAGGAGAGCUGAAUGAAGAACAUGAGGUCAGACAGAUUGAAGCAGCAUCCAGGAAAGCAGGCAGAGCAGAAACAAGCAUCAGACAAGAAGAGCUCUUCCAACUCCCAGCUGGAAGACCAGAACCAAUCAGAACCGUGAUGACUAAGGGAGUGGCUGGCAUCGGGAAAACAGUCUUAACACAGAAGUUCACUCUGGACUGGGCUGAAGGCAAAGCCCACCAGAACCUCCACUUCACAUUUCCAUUCACUUUCAGAGAGCUGAAUGUGCUGAAAGAGGAGAAGUUCAGCUUGGUGGAACUUGUUCAUCACUUCUUCCCUGAAACCAAACAAGCAGGAAUCUGCAGCUUUGAAGACUUCCAGGUCCUCUUCAUCUUUGAUGGUCUGGAUGAGAGUCGACUUCCUCUGGACUUCCACAAGACUCGGAUCCUGAAGGACCCUAGAAAGUCCACCUCAGUGGCUGAUCUGCUGACAAACCUCAUCAGGGGGAAUCUGCUUCCCUCUGCUCUCCUCUGGAUAACCACACGACCUGCAGCAGCCAAUCAGAUCCCUCCAGGAUAUGUUGACAUGGUGACAGAGGUCAGAGGGUUCAAUGAUCCACAGAAGGAGGAGUACUUCAGGAAGAGGUUCAGAGAUGAAGAGCAGGCCAGCAGGAUCAUCUCCCACAUCCAGAGAUCCAGAAGCCUCCACAUCAUGUGCCACAUCCCAGUCUUCUGCUGGAUCACUGCUACAGUUCUGGAGGAUCUGCUGAAGAGCAGAGAGGGAGGAGAGCUGCCCAAGAGCCUGACUGAGAUGUACAUCCACUUCCUGGUGGUUCAGGCCAAAGUCAAGAAGGUCAAGUAUGAUGGAGGAGCUGAGACAGAUCCUCACUGGAGUCCAGAGAGCAGGAAGAUGAUGGAGUCUCUGGGGAAACUGGCUUUUGAGCAGCUGCAGAAAGGAAACCUGAUCUUCUAUGAAUCCGACCUGACAGAGUGUGGCAUCGAUAUCAGAGCAGCCUCAGUGUACUCAGGAGUGUUCACACAGGUCUUUAGAGAGGAGAGAGGUCUGUACCAGGACAAGGUCUUCUGCUUCAUCCAUCUGAGUGUUCAGGAGUUUCUGGCUGCUCUUCAUGUCCACCUGACCUUCAUCACCUCCGGACUCAACCUCAUGGAGGAAGAACAACAAAAAAAGUCUUGGUUUUCUUUCUCUUUUCUUCAAAGUGGUCCAGUCCAGUUGUACCAGAGUGCUGUGGAGAAGGCCUUACAGAGUCCAAACGGACACCUGGACUUGUUCCUCCGCUUCCUCCUGGGUCUUUCACUGCAGACCAAUCAGAGUCUCCUUCGAGGUCUGCUGACUCAGACAGGAAGUAGCUCACAGACCAAUCAGGAAACAGUCCAGUUCAUCAAGGAGAAGAUCAGUGAGGAUCUGUCUGCAGAGAAAAGCAUCAACCUGUUCCACUGUCUGAAUGAACUGAAUGAUGGUUCUCUAGUGAAGGAGAUCCAACAGGUCCUGAGGUCAGGACGUCUCUCCACAGAUAAACUGUCUCCUGCUCAGUGGUCUGCUCUGGUCUUCAUCUUACUGUCAUCAGAAGAAGAUCUGGAAGAGUUUGACCUUUGGAAAUACUCUGCUUCAGAGGAGGCUCUACUGAGGCUGCUGCCAGUGAUCAAAGCCUCCAACAAAACUCUACUGAGAAGCUGUUUCCUGUCAGAGAGAAGCUGUGAAGCUCUGUCCUCAGUUCUCAGCACUCAGUCCUCCAGACUCAGACAUCUAGACAUGAGUAUCAACAUCCUGCAGGAUUCAGGAGUGAAGCUACUGUCAGCUGGACUGGAGAGUCCAGACUGUAAACUGGAGACUCUCUGGUCAGUUUCAUUAAAAUGUUGAUUCUCUACAAGAAGU
This is a messenger RNA of Oryzias latipes (Japanese medaka), 2691 nucleotides long. The record is from RefSeq and is a predicted model, not a curated record. Lineage: Eukaryota; Metazoa; Chordata; Actinopteri; Beloniformes; Adrianichthyidae.